UUGCCUACGGUCCCUGCAUCGUGUCCAUUCACCAUUGAGAAGUACCAUAUCAGGAACGGGCUUUCCAGCCCAAAUAAAACAUUCUUGAUCCGCGAACACGACAACUACGGCGAAUAUCCUCACAUAUACGCCAAAUUAUGCCAAGUCACUGAGGCCACCACCCAAGGCGACGUCGAGCAGCAGAAACAAAUCCACAAAGUCAUAGUGCUGAGCGACACAGGCUGUGGUACAGAAGUUCCACAUUGGAAUUUCUCAAGAAAUCGAAGAACUACGUCUCAUCAGGAAGGAGGCCCCUAUCCGCAGGUAUGGAACAUCUUCACAUUCCUGGAAUAUACGCUCAACCCAGGCAGCCGGAUUCCAUAUCUGGUGAUGACGACGCACUGCCAUUACGACCAUAUCCUGGGUAUUAGCAAACUACCACCAACGGCGGCGGCGGCAGCAGGAAUCCAACGUGCUCCAAUUCCUAUCUACAGCCGGAAUUACUGUGAAAGGAAAAAGGCACCACCACCACCACUACCACCACCACCACUACCACCACCACCACUACCACCACCACCACCAACAACAGUCCUAACAUCCUCGCGAGGCAAAGCAUUCGUGACACCUUAUUCCAACCUGCAGAAACACAGCCUCGCGGGUACGCUCGGGCUCUGCGCUCCGAAAUACGACGUGGGGAUAUGGGCGGAGGAUUACUCACAAGUCGUCUAUGAUCGCUCCCCUUCCCCAACGAUCCCACAACCCGACUCACAAAUCCCAUCGCCCCUUGCAAUGACAAUUCAAAUCCGCACACCAUACACCAUUCUGCACACACCAGGCCACACACCGGACUCGCUAUCAUGGUACGACGCGGAAAACCGCGUGCUCUGUGUGGGUGAUAGCUUCUACCUCAAGGAGACACCAUUUUCCAAUGGAGCACCCUGGGGACCCGAGCCGCCGAUGCCGACCAUGUUCGACAAGGAAAGCGAUCUCGCCGACUGGUGGCGAAGUCUGCACAAAGUGCUGGACUUCGUGGUGAUAAAGAAUUGGGAGCUUGGAAAGGAGCUGGAAGAUCGAAUUCGAGAAAGCAAUAGCACGAUCCCUGGCUCCUCGUUGACCUCGACGACGACGAUAUCGACGACACCUACCCACGCGUCCACCUAGCCGCAGCACACACGACAUCCAACACCGACGCUUACGUAGCAAUCCUAGAAAUCAAAGCGUUCAUUGCGGCAAUCUUGCGCGAUGAGAUCCCGAAGCGGAAGGUCGAGAAUGGGCCGCGCGGGGAGGAGCGUUGGUUGUGGGACGUUGAUGAGGACGAGGAUGAUGCGGAUGCGGAUGGAACAACGGAGCGGGGCCCCCAGGAAUGCAGGUGGAGGUUCAGCGUUCUCGCACCAAUGGCGGUGGUCGAGGAGGGGAGGAGGAGGAUCCCGAGGGCUGAGUGG
Messenger RNA from Exophiala aquamarina CBS 119918, 1421 nucleotides. RefSeq lists its product as uncharacterized. The record is from RefSeq and is a predicted model, not a curated record. Lineage: Eukaryota; Fungi; Ascomycota; Eurotiomycetes; Chaetothyriales; Herpotrichiellaceae. The transcript is spliced from 2 exons. Bases 370 to 1140 code for a protein of 256 amino acids.